AUUCUCUUUUCGAUUAGUAUCGAUAUAACUGCACAUGCAAUUCGCAAAAAAUCACCCCGGCUCCGGGUACGAGAUUUAUAAUUUGUUGCAAGAUUUGGUUACUGCAAAUAAUUAAUCGAAAUAACAGAAUGGGCGAAGAUAAACCUGCAGAUUCUCCUGUAGCAGGAGAUGAGAUAUCUAAAAAAGCACUCAAAAAACAGCAGAAAGAGGCAGAGAAAGCAGCAAAAAAAGCAGAAAAAAAGGCACAGACUCAACAGCAGCAAGAAUCUGCAGAAGAAACCAUGAAUGUGUCUGAGGGAUGUUAUGGGCAGAUGAACAUGAUUCAAAGUGCCGAGAAGUUUGAAGAUAGGAAGUUUAAAGCAAUCAAGGAUCUAAAUAAAGAACUAGAAGACCAGACGGUCUGGUUGAGAGGUCGCUUACACACUAGUCGUGCCAAAGGCAAACGGUGCUUUAUCGUUUUGAGACAACAAGCGUACACAGUGCAGGGAUUAGCUAACGAAGGAGCGACUGUAAACAAGCAAAUGAUCAAAUUUAUAUCCAACAUUACGAAGGAAUCCAUAGUCGACGUUGAGGGCAUAGUGAGAUCUGCGCCAACGAAGAUCGAGUCAUGCUCGCAGAAGGAUGUGGAAAUUGAACUGAAAUGUGUUUUCGUGGUAAGCGUCGCGAAACCGCAACUUCCUCUGCAGAUAGAAGAUGCCGCAAGGCCUGUCAACGAAUUGGACGAGUCGACGUUGAACAUCCGAGUGAAUCAGGACACCAGACUGGACAAUAGAGUGUUGGAUUUACGUACCCCGGCUAAUCAGGCAAUCUUCAGGGUGGAAGCUGGCGUUUGCAAGCUGUUCCGAGACAUUUUAACGAAAAAGGGCUUUGUAGAAAUCCAUACUCCCAAAAUCAUCUCUGCGGCCAGCGAAGGUGGAGCGAACGUGUUUACAGUGUCUUACUUUAAAGGCAAUGCUUACCUGGCGCAGUCACCUCAACUGUAUAAGCAGAUGGCGAUCGCCGCCGACUUCGACAAAGUCUUCACCGUCGGAGCAGUUUUUAGAGCUGAAGAUUCUAAUACGCACAGACAUCUGACUGAAUUCGUGGGUCUCGAUCUGGAGAUGGCUUUCAAGUAUCAUUAUCAUGAGGUGAUAGAUACCAUCGGGCAAAUGUUCACCGAGCUGUUCAAAGGCUUGCGCGACAAAUACGCGGACGACAUAGCAGCGGUCAAUCAACAGUACGCGGUGGAACCCUUCAAGUUCCUGGAGCCAGCUUUAAGAUUGGAAUUCCCGCAAGCGAUUGAAUUGUUGGCCGAAGCGGGCGUGACUCUGGGCGAGGAGGACGACCUUUCGACGCCGGAUGAAAAGCUCUUGGGAAAGCUCGUCAAAGCCAAGUAUGAUACGGAUUUUUAUAUCUUGGACAAGUAUCCACUUGCUGUAAGGCCUUUCUACACUAUGCCGGACCCCAACAAUCCCAAAAUUUCCAAUUCAUACGACAUGUUUAUGCGAGGCGAGGAAAUCAUAUCUGGCGCGCAGCGUAUUCAUGACCCGGAAUUUCUCACCGAGCGUGCCAAGCAUCACGGAAUAGAUAUUGAGAAGAUCAAGUCGUACAUCGACGCUUUCCGGUACGGCUGUCCACCGCAUGCCGGCGGCGGCAUAGGUAUGGAACGCGUGGUGAUGCUGUAUCUUGGAUUGGACAAUAUUCGCAAGGUGUCCAUGUUCCCGCGUGAUCCCAAACGUCUGACGCCCUGAAGAAACUUAAUUUCGUUAUAAUCUACUGAACAUAACUAUUCUAUGGAUCGACAAGUGUGUUCCAUAUAUUAAUAUAUAUAUACACAUACAUAUACAAAUAUAUAAAAAUUUAUGUAG
Molecule: messenger RNA, 1847 nt
Organism: Dinoponera quadriceps
Lineage: Eukaryota; Metazoa; Arthropoda; Insecta; Hymenoptera; Formicidae
Gene: AspRS
Product: aspartate--tRNA ligase, cytoplasmic
Exons: 12
Coding region: 129-1730 (533 amino acids)
Biological process (GO): aspartyl-tRNA aminoacylation
Cellular component (GO): cytosol; cytoplasm; aminoacyl-tRNA synthetase multienzyme complex
Molecular function (GO): RNA binding; aspartate-tRNA ligase activity; ATP binding
Source: RefSeq, a predicted model, not a curated record